This is a messenger RNA of Dufourea novaeangliae, 909 nucleotides long. Its product is annotated as protein starmaker-like. The coding region runs from base 1 to 909 and encodes 302 amino acids. The transcript has 2 exons. Lineage: Eukaryota; Metazoa; Arthropoda; Insecta; Hymenoptera; Halictidae. The record is from RefSeq and is a predicted model, not a curated record.
AUGAGAACACGUGUGAAUGAUAAACGAAAGAGACAUUCGGGGCCAGCAGCCACACAGUCUGCUGUGCGCUUCGAAAUCGAGCCUGUCCGCCACUGUUCGUUUUCUUCUACUACCCUACUGGUCGACGACGACGAACACGACGAAGAAGACGACGAAGAUGAGGACGAAGUCGAAGACGAGGACGAAGACAAAAAUGAGAAUGAUCACGAAGACGAGGACGACGACGAAGACGAAGAUGACGACGAUGAAGAAGAAGACGACGAUGAAGGCAAAGACAAGGACGACGACGAAGACAAUGAGAACGACGAUGAAGAAGAAGACGACGAUGAAGGCAAAGACGAGGACGACGACGAAGACGAAGAUGACGACGAUGAAGGCAAAGACAAGGACGACGACGGAGACAAUGAGAACGACGAUGAAGAAGAAGACGACGAUGAAUGCAAAGACGAGGACGACGACGAAGACAAUGAGAACGACGAUGAAAGCAAAGACGAGGACGACGAUGAAAGCAAAGACAAGGACGACGACGGAGACAAUGAGAACGACGAUGAAGGCAAAGACGAGGACGACGACGAAGACGAAGAUGACGACGAUGAAGGCAAAGACAAGGACGACGACGGAGACAAUGAGAACGACGAUGAAGAAGAAGACGACGAUGAAUGCAAAGACGAGGACGACGACGAAGACAAUGAGAACGACGAUGAAAGCAAAGACGAGGACGACGACGAAGACAAUGAGAACGACGAUGAAGACGACGAAGACGAAGACGAGGACGACGAUGACAAAGACGAGGACGAUGCUUCGAAUAAUCAGAACGAUCCGUGGGAAACCGGGUGGUUUUCAAAGGUGGUCUCUCCUCUUUGUUGCGAUCGGAACGAGCAUACUUACACAUACACCUACCGACGAUGA